GGUAUAAAAGGCUGGGGGGCAGGCGGAAGCCGGUCUACUCAGCGCAGCAGCAGCCCUUCUUUCUCCACAGCGGUCAGCUACGACCCCCGACUCCCCAGCAACCAUGUCGAAGGGACCCGCAGUUGGCAUUGAUCUUGGCACCACUUAUUCCUGUGUGGGAGUCUUCCAGCAUGGGAAAGUGGAGAUCAUCGCUAAUGACCAAGGAAACAGGACCACCCCCAGCUACGUCGCCUUCACCGACACAGAACGAUUAAUCGGUGAUGCUGCAAAGAAUCAAGUUGCAAUGAACCCCACCAACACAGUUUUUGAUGCCAAACGUCUGAUUGGUCGAAGAUUUGAUGAUGCAGUUGUACAGUCAGACAUGAAGCAUUGGCCUUUUACGGUGGUGAAUGACGCAGGCAGGCCUAAGGUCCAAGUGGAGUACAAAGGGGAGACCAAAAGUUUCUAUCCUGAAGAAGUAUCUUCUAUGGUCUUAACCAAAAUGAAAGAAAUUGCUGAAGCUUACCUUGGGAAGACUGUCACAAAUGCUGUGGUCACAGUACCAGCCUAUUUCAACGAUUCCCAACGUCAGGCCACAAAAGAUGCUGGAACCAUCGCUGGUCUUAAUGUGCUCCGAAUCAUCAAUGAGCCAACUGCUGCUGCUAUUGCUUAUGGCUUGGACAAAAAGGUUGGUGCCGAAAGAAAUGUGUUGAUCUUUGACCUUGGAGGUGGUACUUUUGAUGUUUCCAUCCUUACCAUUGAAGAUGGCAUUUUUGAAGUCAAGUCCACAGCUGGGGAUACCCACUUGGGUGGGGAGGACUUUGACAACCGCAUGGUCAACCAUUUCAUUGCUGAGUUCAAGCGAAAGCACAAGAAGGACAUCAGUGAGAACAAGAGGGCCGUUCGCCGUCUGCGCACCGCUUGUGAACGUGCAAAGCGUACCCUCUCUUCCAGCACCCAGGCCAGUAUUGAAAUUGACUCCCUCUAUGAAGGUAUCGACUUCUAUACAUCAAUCACUCGAGCCCGGUUCGAAGAGCUGAACGCUGAUCUCUUCCGUGGCACACUGGAUCCUGUGGAGAAGGCCUUAAGAGAUGCCAAGCUAGAUAAAUCUCAAAUUCAUGACAUCGUCCUGGUGGGUGGUUCCACUCGCAUCCCCAAAAUCCAGAAGCUUCUGCAAGACUUCUUCAAUGGCAAGGAACUCAACAAGAGCAUCAACCCUGAUGAGGCUGUUGCUUAUGGUGCAGCUGUCCAGGCUGCCAUUUUGUCUGGAGACAAAUCUGAAAAUGUUCAGGACUUGCUGCUGUUGGAUGUCACUCCUCUUUCACUUGGAAUUGAAACUGCUGGAGGAGUUAUGACUGUUCUGAUCAAACGUAAUACCACCAUCCCCACCAAGCAGACACAGACCUUUACCACCUAUUCUGACAACCAGCCUGGUGUGCUUAUUCAGGUUUAUGAAGGUGAGAGAGCAAUGACAAAGGAUAACAACCUGCUUGGCAAGUUUGAGCUCACAGGAAUCCCCCCAGCACCCAGAGGUGUUCCUCAGAUUGAAGUAACAUUUGACAUCGAUGCAAAUGGCAUCCUAAAUGUUUCUGCUGUGGAUAAGAGCACAGGCAAGGAGAAUAAGAUCACCAUCACAAAUGACAAAGGUCGUCUGAGCAAAGAAGACAUUGAACGUAUGGUCCAGGAGGCUGAGAAAUACAAGGCUGAGGAUGAGAAGCAGAGAGACAAGGUUUCUUCCAAGAAUUCUCUUGAAUCUUAUGCCUUCAACAUGAAGGCUACUGUGGAAGAUGAAAAGCUGCAGGGCAAAAUUGGUGAUGAAGAUAAACAAAAGAUUCUUGACAAAUGUAAUGAAAUAAUCAACUGGCUGGAUAAGAACCAGACUGCUGAAAAGGAAGAAUUUGAGCAUCAGCAGAAAGAAUUGGAGAAGGUCUGCAACCCCAUCAUCACUAAGCUGUACCAGAGUGCAGGGGGUAUGCCAGGAGGCAUGCCUGGUGGGUUUCCAGGGGGUGGAGCAGCCCCAUCUGGAGGGGCUUCUUCUGGACCCACCAUUGAAGAGGUUGACUAAGUGCACCAGAAGAAAGAGCAUUCCACACAGCUUUCCAAAAAUUGAAGGACUCAAAUUUGUAGCCAAGGCAGUAGCAGUCUAAAAAGUAACAUUUAAGCUACUGUGUAUGUAAAUCUGGGCAUUCUGAAUACUUGAAUGUGUGCAGAGGGAGAAGUUAAAACAACAUUGCACUUUAUCAGUACUGUAAUAAACAAGUGGAAAUGCAAUUCUUGUCCUGGAGAAUAAAAUCUAUUUAAUUGGCACCAUA
Molecule: messenger RNA, 2291 nt
Organism: Antechinus flavipes (yellow-footed antechinus)
Lineage: Eukaryota; Metazoa; Chordata; Mammalia; Dasyuromorphia; Dasyuridae
Gene: HSPA8
Product: heat shock protein family A (Hsp70) member 8
Exons: 9
Coding region: 104-2044 (646 amino acids)
Biological process (GO): vesicle-mediated transport; protein refolding; cellular response to unfolded protein
Cellular component (GO): cytosol; nucleus; cytoplasm
Molecular function (GO): misfolded protein binding; ATP binding; ATP hydrolysis activity
Source: RefSeq, a predicted model, not a curated record